AUCCUUUCUCUUUCUCCUCGCUCCCCCACCUUAUCCUACGCACCCCUCCUUAGGGUUCUUCUUCUUCUCUUUCUCUUCCUCUUUCUUCAUGCUUCGUCGGAGAGUUAGGGUUUUCUCACUUCAGACUUCAUAGUUGCUUCACAGCACAUGGAUCACAGAACAAAGUCGAAGGACUCGCUCAACUACUCUACUCUCUUCAAUCUCGAGUCUUUGAUGAACUUUCAACUUCCAGAACAAGAUGAUGAUUUCGAUUAUUACGAAAAUAGUAGUCAGGAUGAGAGCAGAGAUAGCCAAGUAGGUAGGGCUGUUGCAAAUUACAGUAAUGGGAAUAUGCGUGGUAAGGAGGUGAGUUCGGCGAAGAAGAGGAAGUGGUCUCAGAACGGGGACAAUGAGGAAAGGAGCAUAUAGGUCGAUGCUUGGAGAGCAUAUUCAGAAAUACAAGAGGAGGUUUAAUGAUAACUCAUCUAGUCCUGCUCAAAAUCAGGUUGUUGCUCCUCUUCUCAAAAGUAGCGUGGGUUCAAAAGCUCACAAGUCAGGGACUGAACUCAGGAGGGGACUACAUGCUGCAGAGACUACAUCUGAGUGGAUGAAUGGUUCCAAUUCUCAGAAAAUGGGAAAUUACCGUGAUUCCGAUCUCUUGAAGCAAUAUUGCCCCAAUAGGACAAUAUAUGAACCUGCUUUUUUGGAUAUUGGGGAUGGUAUCACUUACAAGAUUCCUCCAAGAUAUGAUAAGUUAGCUGCAUUGCUCAACCUUCCUACCUUCUCAGAGAUCCAUGUUCAGGAUUUCUACUUAAAGGGUACCUUGGAUUUGGGAUCCUUGGCUGAAAUGAUGGCUGCUGAUAAAAGAUUUGGGAACAGAAACCGGAUAGGCAUGGGGGAAACCAUACCCCACUAUGAAUCACUUCAGGCACGAUUGAAGGUCAUGUCAGCUUCUAAUUCACCUCAUAAGUUCAGUCUGAAAGUAUCAGACUUGAACUCCUCCAUUCCCGAGGGGGCUGCUGGAAACAUCAAGCGAUCUAUUCUGUCCGAGGGUGGUGUAUUGCAGAUUUACUAUGUGAAGGUUUUGGAGAAAGGGGACACUUAUGAGAUCAUUGAACGAAGCCUACCCAAGAAGCAAAAGGUAAAGAAAGACCCUGCUUUGAUAGAGAAGGAGGAAAUGGAAAGAAUUGGUAAGAUUUGGGUGAACAUUGUUAGAAGAGAUAUACCCAAGCAUCAGAGGAACUUCACUGCUUUGCAUCGAAAGCAGCUUGUUGAUGCCAAGAGGUUUGCUGAGAACUGUCAGAGAGAGGUUAGGCUGAAAGUGAGUAGAUCAAUUAAAUGGACGCGGACUGCUGGUAUACGCACCCGAAAACUUGCUAGAGACAUGUUGCUAUUCUGGAAGCGAAUAGAUAAGGAGAUGGCAGAAGUACGGAGACGAGAGGAGAAAGAAGCCGCUGAAGCUUUGAGGCGUGAACAGGAGCUUCGUGAAGCAAAGCGGCAGCAGCAAAGGCUGAAUUUUCUUAUACAGCAAACUGAGCUGUACAGUCACUUUAUGCAGAACAAGUCAAGCUUGAUAUCAGAAGCUUUACCCAUGGGUGAUGAAAGUACAAAUGACCAAGAUCUAAUUGACUCUUCAACUUUUGGGCGUAAUGAGGAGGAAGAUCAUGAAGAGGCUGAGUUGAAGAAGGAAGCUCUGAAGGCUGCUCAAGAAGCUGUUUCCAAACAGAGAAGAUUGACAAGUGCUUUUGACACCGAGUGCUUGAGGCUGCGCCAGGCUGAUGAAGCUGAUUUACUCCAACCAGCUCUCUCCUCAACCAUGCCAGUGGCCUCCACAGUUCGGACACCAGAAUUGUUUAAAGGUGUUCUCAAAGAGUAUCAGCUAAAAGGUCUUCAAUGGCUAGUUAAUUGUUAUGAGCAGGGUUUAAAUGGUAUUCUUGCGGACGAGAUGGGUCUUGGAAAGACCAUUCAGGCUAUGGCUUUUUUAGCCCAUCUAGCUGAGGAGAAAAACAUAUGGGGACCUUUCCUGGUUGUUGCACCUGCAUCUGUAUUAAACAAUUGGAAUGAGGAACUUGAGCGCUUUUGCCCUGAACUGAAAAGACUUCCUUAUUGGGGUGGGGUUGCAGAGCGGUCAGUGCUUAGGAAAAGUAUUAACCCAAAGGAUCUUUAUCGCAGGGAAGCCAAAUUUCAUGUCCUCAUCACAAGCUAUCAGUUAUUAGUUACUGAUGAGAAGUUUUUUCGUCGUGUAAAAUGGCAGUACAUGGUUUUAGAUGAAGCCCAGGCAAUUAAAAGUUCUGCCAGUAUAAGAUGGAAGACGCUCCUAAGUUUUAAUUGUCGGAAUCGCUUACUGCUGACUGGUACACCUAUUCAGAAUAAUAUGGCAGAGUUGUGGUCUCUUUUGCAUUUCAUUAUGCCAACAUUAUUUGACAGCCAUGAGCAGUUUAAUGAGUGGUUUUCAAAAGGAAUUGAGAACCAUGCUGAACAUGGGGGUACUUUGAAUGAGCACCAACUGAAUAGAUUGCAUUCAAUCUUAAAGCCGUUCAUGCUGCGCCGUGUUAAAAAAGAUGUAAUCUCUGAGCUGACCACUAAAACUGAAGUUACAGUUCACUGCAAGUUGAGUUCUCGACAACAGGCUUUCUAUCAAGCAAUUAAAAACAAGAUAUCUCUCGCUGAACUGUUUGAUAGUAAUCGUGGACAGCUCAAUGAGAAGAGAAUUUUGAAUUUAAUGAACAUUGUUAUUCAACUAAGGAAGGUUUGCAACCAUCCAGAAUUAUUUGAAAGGAGUGAGGGAAGCACAUACCUUCAUUUUGGAGAGAUUCCAAAUUCUCUUCUACCUCCUCCAUUUGGGGAGUUGGAGGAUGUAUACUAUUCUGGGGGUCACAACCCCAUUUCAUACGAGAUACCAAAACUUGUGUAUCGAGAAAUUAUGCAGAGUUCUGAGACUCUUGGUUCAGCUGUUGGUCAUGGUGUCUGCAGAGAAUCUUUUCUGAAACAUUUUAAUAUUUUUAGACCAGAAAAUGUUUAUCGAUCUGUUUUCCCAGAAGGUAUGUGUGUUAGCAGUGGAGGCUUUGGUUUUACCCAUAUGACGGAUUUGUCUCCACAAGAGGUGGCAUUUUUGGCUAAUGGUUCUUUUAUGGAGCAAUUGUUAUUUUCUAUGAUGAGAUCGGAUAAAAAAUUCAUCGAUGAAGUUGUAGAUUUUCUUGUUGAGACCAUAGAUGAUGAUGAUCCAGAAUGUAGUAAUCUUGAGAAAGGGAAAGUGAGAGCUGUUACUCGAAUGUUAUUGGUGCCAUCAAAAUCUGAAACUCAGUUUCUUCAAAGAAGAUUUCCAACUGGGCCCAGCCAUGCUCCUUUUGAGGCCUUGGUAGUCUCAGAUCAGGAUAGACUUUUGUCAAAUGCAAGGCUGCUUCACUCGGCAUACACAUAUAUCCCACGGAGUAGAGCUCCCCCAGUUGGUGUUCACUGCUCUGAUAGAAACUUUUACUAUAAAAUGAUUGAAGAAUUCCACAAUCCUUGGAUUAAGAGGUUGUUUGUGGGAUUUGCACGUACAUCUGAAUGUAACGGGCCGAGAAUGCCAGAUUGUCAUCAUUUAAUUGAAGAAAUAGAUUCUGAACUACCUGUUUCUCAGCCUGCUCUACAGUUAACACACAGUAUUUUUGGGUCUUCUCCACCUAUGUGGAAUUUUGACCCAGCAAAGUUGUUGACUGACUCUGGGAAGCUUCAAACGCUUGAUAUAUUAUUGAGACGCUUAAGAGCUGAAAAUCAUCGUGUUCUUUUGUUUGCCCAGAUGACUAAGAUGCUGAACAUUUUGGAGGACUAUAUGAACUACAGAAAAUAUAGGUAUUUCAGACUUGAUGGAUCAUCUACUAUACAAGAUCGUAGAGACAUGGUCAGAGACUUCCAGAAUAGGCCUGAUAUUUUUGUGUUCUUGUUGAGUACAAGAGCUGGUGGACUUGGCAUCAACUUGACAGCUGCUGACACAGUCAUAUUUUACGAGAGUGAUUGGAAUCCAACAUUAGAUCUACAGGCAAUGGACAGAGCUCAUCGUUUGGGUCAGACAAGAGAUGUUACUGUUUACCGACUUAUAUGCAAAGAGACGGUUGAAGAAAAAAUUCUUCAUAGAGCAAGCCAGAAAAGUACUGUACAAAACCUUGUAAUGACUGGGGGUUCUGUUGGUGGUGAUCUUUUAGCUCCUGAGGAUGUUGUUUCUUUGCUUCUAGAUGAUCCCCAGUUGGAGCAGAAAUUAAAGGAAAUUCCCCUCCAGGCAAAGGAUAAGCAAAAGAAAAAACAACCUGCAAGGGGCAUUUUCUUAAAUGAAGAAGGUGAUGCAUCUCUUCAAGAUUUAACCAACGCUGUACCCCAGGGUACUGUGGAUAAUGAUCUUACUGUGGACACAGAGGGUUCAAAGUCUGCUAAUAAAAAGAGAAAAGCUGCCUCGGAUAAGCAGACUUCAAGGCUGAAGAGUUCUCAGAAGAUAAGUGAUGUCGGUAUUACAGCCAUGGACGACGAAUUGGAUGACCUGAACACUGAUCCAGUUGGCCAGAAGCCCAAGAGACCAAAAAGGUUAAAGAAGAGUGUUAAUGAGAGGUUCGAAGAGGCCUCUAUUGGCACGGCCACUGCCGUCACAGAGCAGACCCAAUAUCCACCUCCACAGGAUUUCACAUCCAUCGUUCCUAGAGCAGAAACGAGCCUAGACCCCUAAAUAUGUGGUCUUGACCAAAAGCUGGGAGUUACUAUUCUAUUGCCCUCGUGGAUUGAUAUAUUCAGGGGACACUGGCUCUUAUGCGACUGCAAGCAGUUGCAACCAAGUUGAGGAAGUUUUAUAACCUAGGUUUGUAUACGCUAGUGUUAAAUAUUUGUUGGUAAUAGAUAUGCCCCUAUUUUAUCACUCACAGGGCUUUGUACAGAUUGUAAUAUUAACCAAAUUUUUGAGCCACGGCCAAUAUUUACUUCAAUUAUAAUGAAUAUAUACGGUAGUUCAUUUCAUGUAA
This is a messenger RNA of Arachis duranensis, 4964 nucleotides long. Its product is annotated as chromatin-remodeling ATPase INO80. Gene Ontology annotation, cellular component: Ino80 complex. Lineage: Eukaryota; Viridiplantae; Streptophyta; Magnoliopsida; Fabales; Fabaceae. Gene Ontology annotation, biological process: DNA repair. Gene Ontology annotation, molecular function: DNA binding; ATP hydrolysis activity; ATP-dependent chromatin remodeler activity. The record is from RefSeq and is a predicted model, not a curated record.